ACUACCCCAUUUUUCCCUCCUCUCAGUGACUUUACUUUGAGGGAAACAGAACCAAAUCCUUCUCCAACUCCAAAAACUACUGGUCCGACGCCUCCACUUUCUUCAAUCGCCAGAGAAGGAAAACAAUGUCAGACUAUAUGCCAACGGAGGUUGUCGUGGAUAUCCUCUCACGUCUGCCUGUGAAAACACUCAUCAGAUUCAGGUGCGUUUCAAAGACCUGGUUCUCUUUAAUUUCCACCCAUGACUUCAUCACAAUGCACCUCAAUCGAACACUCUCAAACCCCAAAGACCCACCUUACCUUCUCUUUCGUCAUUUCAAUGAGGAAACAGAGGAAGAAAACUUCGCUUUCCUCUCUUACAAGGACCCAUUUCCUAAUGACCAUUUUUCCAAACACACGAAUUUCGUCAACCCAAAACCCUAUUGGCAACAUUAUGAGUUUUUCGAUUACCCAUCAGAUUUCAUUGAAUUGCAUUGCCCAUAUAAGAGUUCUAAUGAAUUCUGGUUCAUAGUUGGUAUAUCUAAUGGCCUAGUUUGUAUGGUGGAUGAUACUCCCAGUAACACUCCCUAUGACAUUGUUCCAAUUCUCUGGAACCCUUCUAUUCAUAAAUCUGUAUUCCUUCCGAGUCCUGGUGUUAGACUCCCAUCUUCCUAUGAGCCUAUGGAGUAUCUUGGGUUUGGAUAUGACCCCAUUACUGACGAUUACAAAGUGGUGAGACUUGUGUAUCUUCAUGGUUGGGAUGAACGAUCUUUUCAGGGAGAAGAACCAUCUGUGGUUCAGAUUUAUUCGCUUCGUACCAAUGCGUGGCGCACUAUUCCCGGCCCUGGUCAUCGGUAUAUCAUUAAGGAGCAGUCCUUAUCUGUGUUUGUGAAUGGUUCGGUCCACUGGCUCGCCCAUGUUGGAAAUGUGGAUACUGAUUCCGAGGAUGAUUACUCUGAUGAUGAUCCACCCUGCAAUGUGAUCUUCACAUUCAAUAUUAGGGAUGAGGUUUUUCACAAAAUGGAUGUACCAAAGUAUUAUGAAGAUACUUUUGAUUUGAACAUGAUGGUUGCGUUGGUUGGUGGCAAGCUUGCGCUUGUCCCUGGUAACUUUAAUUUAUGGUCUUCAAAAGCACGUUACUCGGUGUGGGUGAUGAAAGAGUAUGGAUUAGCGGAAUCUUGGACUAAACUAUAUAAUAUCCGUAUUGGCCCAGAUUUAGAGAAUGUGGUAGGUUUUGCAAAGAAUGAAGUUAUAGUGAACAAGUAUGGAACAUUGCUGUCUUACAAUCCCAGAAAACGAGAAAGAUCAGAUCCUGGCAUUGAGGCCCUAUCAACAUCGUUUUAUAUGGAUACUUAUAUGGAGAGCCUUGUUCUACUGAAUGUGGAAGAUGAUGCUUUGAGAAAGCAGGCAAAGUCAUCGAUUGCUAGCAAGGGCUUAAGGGCAAAGGUGAAAAGGAAGACAAAGGUUGGGGUCAGUUUUAAGCAAGCAGGAAAAGGUUCUGCAGGACUUAUGCAAAAGCUCAUGAUAAAACCAAGGAAAUCAAGGAAAAGAGAAGGUUCAGCAACACGUACACAUACAUUGCAGACUGGAGAAUCCUCAUCAAAGCAGAUGAAGAAAGGAAAAAACAAAACCAAAGAAGUGGCAUAGCCUUUGAAGCCACAUCUAGGGAGACGUUUUUGUAGGCUAUUGUAGCACCAAACCCUCAAAUUUUCCAAGUGGCCAUAUGGGUAGCUGUCAGGGAAGUAGAACUAAAGGCAAUGGAGAUCGGUUCUACAAGAUUUUGUUAUCUUAGUAAGGCAAGCGGAGCUGGAACAAGCCUGGAAACAGAGUUGGCAGCCACUAUGGAAACCCCAGUAGAAGGCAUCAGGAAAACACAGCAGCAAGGUCUCCAAAUCACUCUGUGAGUAGUACCAACAACAAUCCUCACAGAAACCACUGGCCUAGCAAAACUAGCUCUUAAAUGCCCUAUACAUGACCUACAGACAAAAAAUUGGUUUUGCUCUGUUGUGUUGUGAUUUGCACUGUUAUUUUCUAGUUCUACAUAUUUAUUCUAUCUUGUAGUCCUGAACUUUUGUAAUCUUCGUUUUUCAAUUAUUUUAAAUGAUGCAAUUUAAAGUC
Molecule: messenger RNA, 2096 nt
Organism: Quercus lobata
Lineage: Eukaryota; Viridiplantae; Streptophyta; Magnoliopsida; Fagales; Fagaceae
Product: F-box/kelch-repeat protein At3g06240-like
Exons: 3
Coding region: 126-1625 (499 amino acids)
Molecular function (GO): protein binding
Source: RefSeq, a predicted model, not a curated record